AUGCAUCUCGUCCCCAAAGAAUUAGACAAGCUGGUCAUUUCCCAGCUAGGCCUCCUUGCACAGCGACGACUUGCUCGAGGCGUGAAGCUGAAUCACUCAGAAGCAGCAGCUCUCAUCGCGAACAAUCUCCAAGAACUUAUCCGCGAUGGCAAUCACACAGUGGCAGACCUCAUGUCAAUCGGGGCUACUAUGCUCGGUCGCCGCCAUGUUCUCCCGUCCGUCUGCUCGACUCUCACAGAGAUCAUGGUCGAAGGUACCUUUCCCACGGGAACCUACCUCGUCACGGUGCACCACCCAAUCAGCAGCGAUGAUGGCGAUCUUGCGAAGGCUUUGUACGGCAGCUUCUUGCCCAUCCCGGAUAUAAACGUGUUUGAAAUGCCUGCAGCCGAAGAAUACGAGGCUACGAAGCAGCCGGGUGCGGUUGUGACGGUCAAGGGGAAGGUGGUGCUGAAUGAGGGUAGGAAGAGGAUUAGAUUGAAGGUUACAAGCAAGGGAGAUCGACCAAUACAGAUUGGUUCCCACUAUCACUUCAUCGAGACGAAUCCCCAGCUCGAGUUUGACCGCAUCAAAGCAUAUGGAUACCGCCUUGACAUCGCCGCAGGAACUUCUGUCCGUUUCGAGCCUGGAGAUGCCAAGACUGUUACACUUGUUGAGAUUGGCGGAAAUAAAGUCAUCCGUGGUGGGAAUCACAUUGCUACUGGCAAGGUGGAUCUUUCUCGUGUCGAGGACAUCCUUUCCAAUCUUCAACAAGCAGGUUUCGCCCAUGUUCCUACUGCUAUCGGUGAUGCUGCACAUAUUGAUAUGUUUGAGAUGGACAGAGCUGCUUAUUGCACUAUGUUUGGCCCUACUACUGGCGAUACUGUUAGACUGGGCUUUACGGACCUUUGGGUCAAAGUUGAGAAAGAUCUUACUUCUUUCGGUGAUGAGUGCAAGUUUGGUGGCGGUAAGACUCUACGAGAAGGUAUGGGUCAGGCUACUGGAGUAUCGGAUGAAGUUUCAUUGGAUCUUGUUAUUGUGAAUGCCUUGAUUGUCGAUUGGAGCGGUAUAUAUAAAGCAGAUAUUGGAGUCAAGAACGGUGUCAUAGUUGGCAUUGGAAAAGCUGGAAAUCCAGAUGUGAUGGACGGUGUGGCUCCUAACAUGGUUGUUGGAUCUUGCACGGAUGUUAUUGCUGGAGAAGGAAAGAUUAUUACAUCAGGUGGUUUUGAUUCUCAUAUUCACUUUAUCUGCCCUCAACAAGUGUAUGAAGCAAUCUCAUCUGGUAUUACCACUAUGCUUGGAGGAGGAACGGGCCCUAGUGCUGGCACAAGUGCAACAACUUGCACUCCUGGAAAGAACUACAUGCGUCAAAUGCUCCAGGCUUGUGAUACCCUACCAGUCAACCUUGGAAUCACAGGCAAAGGAAACGACAGCAAUCCUUUAGCACUCCGAGAGCAAGUAAUUGCCGGUGCUUGUGGUCUCAAACUCCACGAGGAUUGGGGCACGACUCCUUCAGCUAUUGACUCCUGCUUGACAGUCUGUGAUGAGUUUGAUGUCCAAUGUCUCAUCCACACUGAUACAUUGAACGAGUCCGGUUUCGUCGAAUCAACUAUUGCAGCAUUCAAAGACCGUGCAAUCCACACAUAUCACACCGAGGGUGCUGGUGGUGGCCAUGCUCCAGAUAUCAUCAGUGUCGUCGAGCACGCCAACGUGCUACCUUCCUCAACCAACCCAACACGACCAUUUACGAGGAAUACACUUGACGAACAUCUCGACAUGUUAAUGGUAUGCCAUCAUCUGUCCAAGAACAUCCCCGAAGACGUCGCGUUCGCCGAAUCCCGUAUCCGCGCCGAAACAAUCGCCGCCGAGGACGUCCUCCACGAUCUCGGCGCCAUCAGCAUGAUGUCUUCGGAUUCUCAAGCCAUGGGUCGCUGUGGAGAAGUCAUCCUCCGCACCUGGAACACAGCUCACAAGAACAAAGUCCAGCGCGGCACACUAAAGGAAGACGAAGGAACAGGAGCAGACAACUUCCGUGUGAAGAGAUAUGUCAGCAAAUACACCAUCAACCCAGCGGUUGCACAGGGCAUGGGCCAUGUAAUCGGAAGUGUCGAAGUAGGCAAAUUGGCCGAUCUCGUAGUUUGGGACCCGGCUUGGUUUGGUACGAAACCUACAACUGUGAUUAAAAGCGGUUUGAUCUCCUACGCACAAAUGGGGGACCCCAACGCUUCCAUCCCAACCGUCCAACCAAUAAUCUCACGCCCCAUGUUCGCGCCCCUCGUGCCCCAAACGUCCAUCCUCUUCGUCUCCCAAUCGUCUAUUACAAGCGGUACUAUCGCUUCCUACGGACUGAAGAAACGCAUCGAGGCGGUGAAGAACUGCCGGAAGAUCGGGAAGAGGGAUAUGAAGUUCAAUGAUGUGAGGCCGAAGAUGAAGGUUGAUCCAGAGAGUUAUAGGGUUGAGGCCGAUGGCGUGCAUGCUACGUGUGAAGCGGCUACGGCGUUGCCGUUGACGCAGGCGGCGUAUGUUUAUUGA
Molecule: messenger RNA, 2508 nt
Organism: Lachnellula hyalina
Lineage: Eukaryota; Fungi; Ascomycota; Leotiomycetes; Helotiales; Lachnaceae
Gene: ure1
Product: Urease
Exons: 7
Coding region: 1-2508 (835 amino acids)
Biological process (GO): urea catabolic process
Cellular component (GO): urease complex
Molecular function (GO): nickel cation binding; urease activity
Source: RefSeq, a predicted model, not a curated record